Molecule: messenger RNA, 1320 nt
Organism: Lachancea fermentati
Lineage: Eukaryota; Fungi; Ascomycota; Saccharomycetes; Saccharomycetales; Saccharomycetaceae
Source: the annotation of a GenBank genome assembly
AUGGGACUCUGUACAUCAAAGGAUGAAGGAAUGUCAACAUCUAGCCCACCAGAGGGUGGGACAAUCAAUAGAACGCGUAAAACAGUAAGCGAAAAGGCGGGGAACACAGGCGCCAAUGGAAUCUUGACGGAUUCUUCUACAACUCGGGUGGACGAGAAACCCAACGUCAGGCCCGAUGGGCGUGCAGGGGGAGGUGCAGCGAGUGCGAGUGGUGGCACUGGAGCUGACCCCAACAAGCGACAACAAUCUGUGGGGUCAACGCGAAGCGCCGCUUCGGCACAGUCGGUCGAGGCAAGCGGUGGCGCGAGCGGUGGUACGGGAAGCAGCGACAGCAGUAAGGCACUCAAGGUGUUGCUGUUGGGUUCUGGCGAGAGUGGUAAGUCUACAAUUCUACAACAAUUAAAAAUUCUGCACCAGAAUGGGUUUUCGCGUGAGGAGCUACUUGAGUACCGGCCGUUUAUUUUUGACAACGUCAUCGAGACCAGCAAGGACAUCAUUAGUGCACGUCAGCAGUUUCAGGUUGAAUUGGAGCCGGAUUCGGGCGUGACACAGGAGGACCUUGACGAAGUCAUGAAUUUCAGCACGCCAGGGUCUCAGUUGCAGCAAUUUCCGCAGCAUCUUGAAAAGAUUAUGAUGAAAGUCUGGAAUUUGCCCUCCACUCAAAAUCUAAUUACGGGCGAACACCGGUCUGCGUUUUACCUCAUGGAUAGCGCCCGCUACUUUAUGGACGGUCUGGACCGCAUCUCCACACCGAACUACCAACCCACCGUUAGAGACGUCCUCUUGUCACGGAAGAAAACUUCUGGUAUUUUUGACACCUUAAUUGAGAUGGACAGUAACCUCAAAAUGCACAUAUACGACGUGGGUGGCCAGAGAAGUGAGCGUAAGAAGUGGAUUCAUUGUUUUGACAAUGUCACCCUCAUCAUCUUCUGUGUUUCUUUGUCGGAAUACGACCAAACACUCCUGGAAGACAAGACUCAAAAUCGUUUGGACGAGUCACUUAUUCUAUUCGACUCGGUCGUCAACAGUAGAUGGUUCGCAAGAGCCUCCAUUGUGUUGUUUUUGAACAAGAUUGACGUAUUUGCCGAGAAAUUACAACAUGUUCCUCUCGAGAAGUACUUUCCAGACUACACGGGAGGACAAGACAUUAAUAAAGCUGCAAAAUACAUUUUGUGGCGGUUUGUUCAGCUUAACAGAGCACAUCUUAAUAUUUAUCCACACGUUACCCAAGCCACAGAUACUUCAAAUAUUAAGCUGGUUUUUGCCGCCAUCAAAGAGACAAUCCUGGAGAAUAGCUUAAAGGAUUCAGGAGUACUGUGA